AUGAAUUUGCAGAACCUCCAAAAUUUUUUUCAUUUCGAUGGACCGAAAUGUCCAGUAAUAUCGAUACUACUUGAAAAGAUUGAUAUUCUAAGUGACGAAGAGAGUUCUGAUAUUCCAGAUUACUUCUACGAGUUGCCAACAUUAACUCGCCAACAAUUAUAUUCAAUAGAUGACAAUAUAAAUCAAGAAACUCACGAUGUAACUUCUGCACUUAAACCCUACGCAAGUAUUUUAAAAUUUAAUCCGGAUUUAUUUAAAUAUGUUAGGAAUAUUUUCGAAAAUACUGAAUCUGACACCAAAUAUCCUCGUAUUGCAAUUAUAUAUCACUUAGUAUCAUUUAUUGCACACAUAAAUGAAUUUAUUGCUGAUGAAUUUUUAAAAAUAAUAUUUCAAUCUUUAAAUUCGAUACAAUUUCAAAAGCUUCAAGAAGUUACUACGAUAUUAUUCAUUAAUAUUGCUCAAUGUGUACUCAAAAGGCAAGAUUAUAAAUGGGAUUCCGAAACAAUUUUAAUUUGUUCCCAACAUUUUGUUUUAGACCAAACAUCCAUACGUAUUCCCAGCACCAUUUUCUUCCAGAUUCUGCACUACGUCAUCGACAACAUGGAUUCUGAAACCCUUGACCUGCUGACCGAUGUCAUCAUUCAAAUGCUGAUAAACCCAAAGAAAUACUUUACAUCUGAAGAAAAUUUCAGAGUCAUUGGUUGCAUAAAUGGCCUUCUUAAGGACUUUAAUUUCAGAGCAAUCAGAGUUGUCGCAUUAGUUUCAACAAUCGGAGUAACUCAGCCAGUCAAGGAUUGCUUCGUUGUUUUAUCGUCUGUGUUCGUGAAUUACGUUCAAAGAUUGCCUGUUUUCAACAAAUUGGAAAGUAUUCAGUUAUUUUCUUUUCCAGAAACGAAAUUUUCGACAUUUCCAUUUCACGAAUGCCCUGUAAAUGAGUUCGAAAUGGGAUUUGAACGGAUUCCAAGCGAUAAAAUCAGGACAAACAAAAGAUUAAUUAAUUUUGUGCAGAAAAAUACCCAUGAAACACUUCAAAGUUUCGCAGAAUCGAUAUAUUUGGCUGAGUCAAGAUGUACAGACUGUUUUUAUGCUUCUGUUUUUCAAAUUUUAACUCUGAUGAAAAAUGAGCCACAUUUUAUUGAUUUAUUUGUCUCAAUUUCAAUUGUCAUAGAGAAAAAUAUAGAAAAGACCUCUCUUUCUCACGCCACAGACUUUUUUACUUCUGACGCGAUAUUUAAAGACCAAAUUUGCGCGUUUUCAGGAAAUGAGCUUCCAGAUGUCAUCAAAUUCAUAAGAGGAAAGACAAUCAACUUCAUUUCUCAUUCAGCUCCUUCAAUUUUGGCAGAUAUUUUGGUUGCCAACUCAAAGUACCCGUAUUUGGCCGCAGAAAUAAUUGCCCAUAUACUUUAUUGUGAUAAUGAAAUAGAUUAUCGUGUCUUCACUCGUCCUGACUGUCUUUCUGCGAUUUCAAAUAUUAUUUCAAUGCUUUGGAACAACCAUGACACGGAUCCGAAUGCAAAAUUAGCAUUUACAACUGUUAUGGACUUUGUUUUCACUUUGGUUGAUGACGAAAAAUGUACAAAUGACUGUUUUUCAUCUUUUGACUUUUCUUUCGUUUUCCUUUCUUUAGCAACUGAAAGGAACUUGCUGCAUUUGAUUUACACGCGAAUAAGGAAUUUCCUAGUAUCUGUUAAGGACCAAAAUAUUGAUUUUUUAGCAAAAUCUUUCAAUAAAUUUUUGAAAAGAUUAGAAGAUGACGAAUCUGAGAUAGCCUUAAUUACAACAACAGAAUUGUAUGAGCUGUUCAUAUACGCUUGUUCCCAUAAUCCUCAGCUCUGUUCAAGAUUUAACAAUAUUUUAGACAAUUUGUUCUCUUACGGACUGAAACGGAAAUCUGACAAAGUCAUUCAGCAGACUCUCAAGAUAUUUUCGUUCAUAACUAUGUCUUUUCCGAAAUAUAAAUUAUCAUCGAAAUAUUUUAUGCAAAUCAAUGAAAUAAUUAAGAAAAAUAUUAGUGAUAGCAGUUAUAAAAGCAUUCUAUCAUCUCUUGGGAACAUAAUUUCCAAUUCAAACACUUUAUCUUACGGAGCUCCAUUUCUUGUCAAAAUUCCAACGAUCGCUCCUGUUUAUCUUGCGUCAUUUGGGUCAACAAACUAUAUCAACGAGGUGUUGAAUAUUUUACUGAAACUUUCAGAUUAUUCUGAUUUUAAUUGCGAACAAUUUCACGAAGCCGGUAUAGAUUCCAUCCUAAUUGACUUUCUAUCGUCCGAAACUAAUACAGUCAAGUACAGAGGUUACGAAUUUUCGCUAAAUGUCCCAAAAGACGAUUUGAUUUACAAACUUCUAUUUAAUAUUACCAGAGAAAAAUCAAGCUACUACAUUGCAAUGAAGAUCUUCAAGCUGAUUGUCUGUCCGCCCAAUGUGGAAAUUGCGAAAAGAUUAUUAAACUCCCAGAUCUCAGAAGUCACAUCAAAGAGGAAGCAUGAGUUCCCAUGCGAUUCAGAGAAGCCAUUCUGCCUACUCAAAAACCUCCCAUCAAUGGCUUUUAACAAAAUGCUCACUUUUUCUUUCUGGCUGAACGUUGACACUCCGCUAAUGGCAGAUCUGAGCAAAGAGAUAAUGUUGCUGAAGAUAACAAGUCCAAGCGCAACCUUCAAACUCUUUUUCUUAAGGUCAAAUUUGUAUUAUUCCUUCACAUUUGAAAAAAAUGACAAUCCAGAGAAUGAAUCUACCCCAAAGACCUUAUUAUGCCACUAUUCCAAGAAGGGAUGGACCUUCUGUUCGUUCAUUCAUCAAAGAUAUUCCCUUGAAAAGAGUGCAGUUGGUUUUUACUUCGGAGAACAAAUGGACCAGUGCCAAGAAAUACCAAAACUACAAUUUCCAAUUGACGAUGACUUAGAAUUCGAGUUCGGAGGAGGUGGAACCAUAAAUUCUAAAGAAAUCGUAGUAGUUGGCUCUUUCGGAGUCUCAUUUUCUAUAAUAAGUGAAGAAAGACUAAAGGGAAUCGGCCAGAGAGGAGAUGUUGCCUUGAAUUCAGAAGAAAGUUUUACAAUAAAUUCUAAUAUGAUAAGUAACAACACGAAUAAGGCAGAUUUCGUAUAUAAAGGUGCACAUCAGGACUACAAAUGUCAAGCUGAAUUCAACUAUUUCCUCAAAGAAAAGAAUUCAUUGCAUAAAAUGAUCGGAAGAGGCAAUCAUUUGAUGUCAUUAGUACCUCUUUUUGAUUUGUCAAAGGAUAUACCCAACGAUUUCAUGGAAAUAAUGAUUGGAUUGAUCAAGUAUACAAUUGGCGGAUUUUAUGAAGCUCAGGAAAGGUUCACUUGCUUCUCGUUAAUUGGUAAAAUGCUAGAGAAGUGUCCAUCGAAGCUUAAUUACAGCAUAUAUAUUAGUUUUUACUCAAUAAUGGAUCACAUUUCUCUGAAAAGAUGCUUAAUGAGCUUGUUCAACGGAAUUAUUCUCAACAUAAAUCUCUGGAUCAAAUCUCCCUGCUUCGGAAGGAUCGUUCACCACUGGGCAACGAUGGCCGUCUGCCAAUUUCCGAAAUGCUUCAAAGUUGAGGGUUAUUUCUCAAGGUUAAUCAGAGUUUUCCCAGAUGUUUUCGAAAUAUAUGCGAAAACUAACAAAAAACUUGUCAAAGAAUAUAUUUCAUUAUUAAGCACGAUGAGUGUCACAAAUCUUACUUCAAAAGAACUUGACUUAUUCUUUUCUAUCCUUUACAACUCCCACAAAGAAGAAAUGUUCGAUUUAGUAUACGAUCUUUUAAUUCUCUUUGAGAGAAUUGCGAAUACUCUUAAACUAACCCUCAAGAAAGAUAAUAUUGCUGUUCUACUCGCCCUUCUUGAGAUAGAUGACGUUUCUAUUGUCACUUCGAUUCUCAAAUCUGUAUCUCUCCUCACUGGAACAGUUGAAAUCAUUGCUGCCUCUAUUGCACUCUUUAAACACAAAAAGAAGCAAGAGAUUUUCAAUUCUUUAACUCCAUUCUGCAUCUCUAACCCUUAUUUGUGCCCCUUCUGCAUCGUUCUCUCCCUCAGUCUUCCGUACGACCAGAAGGAAGUCUGUGCAGCCUUGAUCGGAGGCCUUGCGCAGCACAGCCGUGAUGAGAUGAUUUCGAAGGACAAGCUCUGGUUCGUCUAUCCGCUCAUUCUGCUGCUCAGCCAACUUAAUGGAGAAGGAUACUCUCAUUGCUACAACUUUGUGGAGCACUUUGCACUGAAGUCUUCGGAGAAUCUGAAAGUUGUCUUGGAUUUCCUCCAGAUCCUCUCUGGAGCGCUUAAAAUAGACGGUAAUUACAUUGCGAUCCGACUCUUGAAGUCCUCUUCUGAGCUCGAUCUGAGCGCGAGGGAAAGGGCUGUCUACGUCUACAAGGCAAUCUUCUUCAGGUUCUGCGACUACUCCAUUGACCCGAGACUUGUCGACGCCUACAUCAACUCUCCAUUCUACCUGAACGAGUCGCUUGAGAGUGAAAAGAGACAGGUUGACGACGUUUUGUCGCUUUAUUCGAUUCUGAAGGCGGCGAACAAAUUCACUCUCAAGUUCGGCAUUUCAGUUGACGAAAACGUCGGUGGUGAAUCCAGUGAAAGCGUCUGCCAGAUGGCGAACUCCCUGGAAGAUACCGACCUCGCUGCUUUUCCAUCACUCUUCAAGCUGCUUUCACAGAUUUUGUCAAACGACAAAGUUACAUUUAAAGAGGCGGAGAUGUCAGAUGUAAUCUCCGACUUCUCGAUGGAGUUCUCGCAGAAGCUCUCCAACCUGUCGAUGGAGAUCUGUGAGGCGAUUUCGGAAGCGAAGAACCUGAUUUUGCUGACGUCGAAUGUCACGAUGACUCCGCUCUCUAAGCCAAAGAUUUUCAUACCGCCGAUGAAUUCCGUCAACGAUUUCCAGGUGUACAUGAACACGUUCAACAUAGAGAAGUGCGAGAGAAGAAGGAGUCACUUCUACGGAUUCGCGAAAGUGCCCUGCUUCAAAUACCUUUUCUUCGACACGAAAAUCCAGUUUUCCGAUGAUGUCGGCGAUAUCGGAAUCAAUGGUUUGAACUACACUUCGAAGAACAUUGUUUCCUAUCCUGGGGCAAGGUACAUUCUCGGAGAGAUGAGGCCGAUCUGCAUCUUUAUUUCGUCCGACCAGAUACAGAUAAUAUCCAAGUCAGACCCGUCGAAACUGAUAAAGAAUGAGGACAUAGAAUACAUCCUGGAGAAGCCACCGACGUCGAUAGAGAUAUUUCUGAGGACGAAUGAGAGUUUCUACAUCGACUUUGAUCCGAUUUCAUCUGACACAAUAAUGUCGAACCUGAAGGAAAUCGACAAAAGGUUUUCUCUCCAGAUUUCUGAUCUCCUCUUGAAGACGUUUUCGAGAAGACUUCUCUGGUCGAACUUCGAGGUUCUCGUAACCUUCGAGCUGUUCACAGGAAAGACCUUCCACGUCAGCGGCCUCUUCCCCGAGAUCAGGCAGACGAGUGUCAUCUCUGUUCCUUACGAACUCUACGUUUGCGACGGAGUUAUCCCUCUGGAAGAAGUCAUCAGAAACAGGAAGAAGACAGAAUCAUUUGACUUCUCGAGCGAAUUCAUCCCUAUUCUAGGUGAGAGGAAACCAGAUUUCACGAUUCAGAACUCGACAAUCUUCGGAUUGGGUCUCGUGAAGGAUGAGAUUCUCGCUGUUUUUGUCUUUGGGAGAAAUGUCGCUAUUUUUGUCAAAAAUGGCCAACUCCGUUUCUUCACUUUCGACACAGAGGGUCCACAGCUCAAGAAGGUCUACGGCAUCCAGUACAGCGAUGACUUCCUUGUGUUCCACUCGAGCGAAGUCCUCUUCGUCAUAGACCCUUCAAACAGCAAGAAGUACUCCUUCACGAAGGACGACGUCGACCAGGAAAUCGUAGAAGUCCCCGAACUAUUUGCGAUGUCUAGUGGCCACAAGGCGGCUCUCUUCAACGGAUCGGAGGUGAGGACUGAGAACGUUCUGGCGGAGAUCCCAGGAAAGGUCACAUGUCUGGACCUGGCCUACUCUGGCUCUUUGUUCGCGUGCAGCACCACAGACUGCAAAAUAUUCGUCCACAACACGAUGCACAAUGAGUUCAUCUCGAUGAUUCAGUGUGAGAAAGAACCUCUGAAACUCCUCAUCACUGAUUCGUUGAAUUUCGUUUUUGCAGAUUUAGGAGAUUCAAUUUCUAUCUAUGCUUCUUUCGGAGAGUUCAUCUGCAGCGUGGAUGUCGAAGUUGUUUGCUGGCACAAAUUCAUAUACAAAGGAAUCGAUUAUGUCAUAAUUUGCGAUUCUGACUUCAACAUCCUUUUCUUUGACCCCUCCGACUUCAAGAAUCCAAAGAAAUUAGGAAAAACAGAAGAUGUAGCAUUGAGGAUUUCUGUUGGGUUCUACCCACUUUGUAUGGUUGUUGUUACUGCAAAUGGAAGACUUAAUUUGUUCCCUUUAAUUAUUUAA
Messenger RNA from Trichomonas vaginalis G3, 6426 nucleotides. Its product is annotated as aggrephagy protein. Lineage: Eukaryota; Parabasalia; Trichomonadida; Trichomonadidae. Gene Ontology annotation, molecular function: protein binding. Bases 1 to 6426 code for a protein of 2141 amino acids. The transcript has a single exon. The record is from RefSeq and is a predicted model, not a curated record.